UUCACAAUAUUUAUUAAUGUUGCUGACAAUAAUGGCAACCGCCUGCAUGGUGGUGACCACACAGUUGCACAAGCACCUGACUAUCCACGUCUCCUCCCUGGAAGAGAUUACAUCCGCCAUCUUGUUCGGAAUAUUGGGGAUGAGCAUUAUUCUCAGUAUCUUGCUGCUGGUAGCUGGUUGCCAGAAAGAUGUCGCCAUGUUAAGGUUGUACAACUGUUAUAUGGUGGGGACCACGUUGGCUGCCUUGGUACCUGCCUUCGUCUUGAUGUCCAGGAUGAGAACUAUGGAAGUUUGUGGGGCGUUCGCCGUCAUUUUGAUGCAGUGUUACGUCAUAGUGCUCGUCCGGAGUGAAGUGGUGAAGCUGGAGAAGAAGGUGGAUGCCCCCAGGACUCCGAGUCGUGACUUACUCCGACUGGGCCAUUGUGAAGACACUCGAAUUCAUAAAAUUGGAGUAGGUAUAUCUACAUAAAGGAGGCGUUCGCCGCAAAAGAGGGAUUUUUGUAAUUGGUAUAUUAGCAAUAAUUGAAAUUUCCUUACAAAGUGUGCAACCAAACAAUAAGUAAUUUUGGCCAAGAGUUUUAUCACCAGGGAAUUAGCGGAUGUUUGUAAACUUCUUCUACUACUAAAAACUACUAUAAAAAUAAUUCCACUAUAUAAAAAUCACGACUCAAAACUUGCAACUAAGUUCCACGUAAUAGGUAGAUUUUUCUUUUAGUACCUAUAUAAAGGCACUGAAAAAAAAAGAAAUAAAACAAAAAUAAAUACUGGGAACUGUUA
Molecule: messenger RNA, 777 nt
Organism: Plodia interpunctella (Indianmeal moth)
Lineage: Eukaryota; Metazoa; Arthropoda; Insecta; Lepidoptera; Pyralidae
Exons: 5
Coding region: 17-469 (150 amino acids)
Source: RefSeq, a predicted model, not a curated record